GGAAAAAGCGUGAGGAGAAUUCUCAAGUCGAGAUGUUAGAAGGUGCAAAAUCAAUGGGUGCAGGAGCUGCUACAAUUGCUUCAGCGGGAGCUGCUAUCGGUAUUGGAAACGUCCUUAGUUCCUCGAUUCAUUCCGUGGCGCGAAAUCAAUCAUUGGCAAAACAAUUAUUUGGUUAUGCCAUUUUGGGCUUUGCUCUAACCGAAGCUAUUGCAUCGUUUGCCCCAAUGAUGGCCUUCGAGGAAGUAUAUAUUAUAGCAAUCGCGCUUAAAUUCCCCUGCAAAUUCCGAAGCCGGUCUCAACCAACCGGUGUGGACACUCCUCAGCCCGAGGACAAUCUCUCAAAUACACAUGUUGAUGUUGUUGAAAAUAAUGGUCAAAAUCGGAUUCAAUUGUCAACUGCCCCUAUCGGAAAUAGGAUUGACUACCGAUUCCGAAGGAACUAG
This is a messenger RNA of Capsicum annuum, 443 nucleotides long. RefSeq names its product ATP synthase subunit 9, mitochondrial-like. Lineage: Eukaryota; Viridiplantae; Streptophyta; Magnoliopsida; Solanales; Solanaceae. Gene Ontology annotation, molecular function: proton transmembrane transporter activity. The record is from RefSeq and is a predicted model, not a curated record. The coding region runs from base 33 to 443 and encodes 136 amino acids. Gene Ontology annotation, biological process: proton transmembrane transport; proton motive force-driven ATP synthesis. The transcript is spliced from 2 exons.